GUGCUUGGUACAGAGCGGAAGUGGCGCUUCGGGGCUCAGAGCGCUGAACGGAGCGGGCAAAGCAGCAACAUGUCUCGGGGUUCUAUCGAAAUCCCCCUUCGGGACACGGACGAGGUCAUCGAACUCGACUUCGACCAGCUUCCCGAAGGUGAUGAAGUCAUCAGCAUCCUGAAGCAGGAGCACACACAGCUACACAUAUGGAUUGCCCUGGCGUUGGAGUACUACAAGCAGGGGAAGACGGAGGACUUUGUGAAGCUGCUGGAGGCGGCACGUAUUGACGGGAACCUGGACUACAGGGAUCAUGAGAAGGACCAGAUGACUUGUUUGGACACUCUUGCAGCCUACUAUGUGCAGCAGGCCCGCAAGGAGAAGAACAAGGAUGCCAAGAAGGAGCUCAUCACCCAGGCCACCCUGCUCUACACCAUGGCUGACAAAAUCAUCAUGUAUGACCAGAACCACCUGCUGGGUCGAGCCUGCUUCUGUCUUCUUGAGGGGGAUAAAAUGGACCAGGCUGAUGCGCAGUUUCACUUUGUCCUUAACCAGUCUACCAACAACAUUCCUGCACUUCUUGGUAAGGCUUGCAUUUCUUUUAACAAGAAGGACUACAGAGGGGCCUUGGCCUACUAUAAAAAGGCCCUUCGCACAAAUCCAGGCUGUCCCGCUGAGGUGCGUCUGGGUAUGGGUCACUGCUUUGUGAAGCUCAACAAGUUAGAGAAGGCCCGUCUGGCUUUCAGUCGUGCUCUUGAGCUCAACUCCACCUGUGUGGGAGCCCUAGUGGGCCUCGCCGUGUUGGAGCUCAACAAUAAGGAGGCAGAUUCCAUCAAGAAUGGUGUGCAGCUCCUCUCCAGGGCCUACACCAUUGACCCCAGCAACCCCAUGGUGUUGAACCACCUGGCCAAUCACUUCUUCUUCAAAAAGGACUACAGCAAAGUGCAGCAUCUGGCUCUACAUGCUUUCCACAACACAGAAGUGGAGGCCAUGCAAGCAGAGAGCUGUUACCAGCUGGCUCGUUCCUUUCACGUGCAGGAAGACUACGAUCAAGCCUUCCAGUACUACUACCAGGCCACCCAGUUUGCCUCCUCCACCUUUGUGCUGCCAUUCUUUGGUUUGGGCCAGAUGUAUGUGUACCGCAGAGACAAGGAGAAUGCAGCGCAAUGCUUUGAGAAGGUCCUUAAGGCCUACCCCAACAACUACGAAACCAUGAAGAUCCUCGGCUCCCUGUACGCCACCUUAGAUGAUCAGGAGAAGAGGGACAUUGCUAAGGGACACCUCAAGAAGGUAACAGAGCAGUACCCUGAUGAUGUGGAGGCCUGGAUUGAGUUGGCUCAGAUCCUGGAACAAACUGACAUUCAGGGGGCGCUCUCAGCAUACGGUACUGCCACUCGUAUUCUUCAGGAGAAGGUGCAGGCUGAUGUUCCCCCAGAGAUCCUCAACAACUUGGGGGCUCUGCACUUCAGAUUAGGCAACCUGGGUGAAGCAAAGAAAUACUUCCUGGCAUCCCUGGAACGUGCCAAAGCUGAAGGGGAACAUGAUGAGCACUACUACAACGCCAUCUCAGUCACCACCUCCUACAACCUGGCCAGACUCUAUGAGGCCAUGUGCGAGUUUCACCAGGCUGAGAAGCUCUACAAGAACAUUCUGCGGGAGCAUCCCAACUAUGUAGACUGUUACUUGCGUCUAGGAGCCAUGGCUCGUGACAAGGGCAACUUCUAUGAGGCUUCUGAUUGGUUCAAAGAAGCCCUACAGAUUAAUCAGGAUCACCCGGACGCCUGGUCCCUCAUCGGGAACCUCCACCUGGCCAAACAGGAGUGGGGUCCUGGGCAGAAGAAAUUUGAGCGUAUCCUGAAGCAGCCGUCCACACAGAACGACACCUACUCCAUGUUGGCACUGGGCAAUGUGUGGCUGCAGACACUGCAUCAGCCCACCAGAGACCGAGAAAAGGAAAAGCGACACCAGGACCGAGCACUGGCCAUUUACAAACAGGUUUUGCGAAAUGAUUCGAAGAACCUCUACGCUGCCAAUGGCAUAGGUGCUGUUCUGGCCCACAAGGGCUACUUCCGCGAGGCCCGCGAUGUGUUCGCCCAGGUGAGAGAGGCCACAGCGGACAUCAGUGACGUGUGGCUCAAUCUGGCACACAUCUACGUGGAACAGAAGCAGUACAUCAGCGCGGUGCAGAUGUACGAGAACUGUCUGAAGAAGUUCUUCAAACACCAGAACACGGAGGUGCUCCUCUACCUGGCCAGAGCUCUUUUCAAGUGCGGGAAGCUGCAGGAGUGCAAGCAGACUCUGCUGAAGGCCCGGCACGUGGCCCCCAGUGACACAGUGCUCAUGUUCAACGUGGCACUGGUUCUCCAGCGGCUGGCCACACUGGUCCUGAAGGAUGAGAAGAGUAACCUGAAGGCUGUGCUGAGCGCCGUCAAAGAGCUGGAGCUAGCACACAGGUACUUCAGCUAUCUGAGCAAAGCUGGAGACAAGAUGAGGUUCGAUCUUGGUAUGGCUGCCACUGAGGCCAGGCAGUGCUCGGACCUGCUGAGCCAGGCGCAGUAUCACGUGGCCCGUGCCCGCAAGCAGGACGAAGAGGAGAAGGAGCUGCGCGCCAAGCAGGAGCAAGAGAGGGACCUCCUUAGGCAGCAGAUGCUGAAGGAGCAGGAGGAGAAGCGCAACAGGGAGGCUGAGGAGCAGAAGAAGCUCCUGGAGCAGAGGGCCUUGUAUGUGGAGAAGACCAAGAAUCUCCUGUCCUUCUCCGAGACCAACAAAGAGAAGAAGAAAAGUGGUGCUGGAGGUGGCAGCAGGCGCAAGAAAGCAGGCGAAUUUGACGAGUUUGUCAACGAUGACUCGGAUGAGGAGCUGCCCAUCAAAAAGAAGAGGAGGAGGAGAAAGGGUGGCAGUGGCAGUGACCAAGAAGGAGAUGAGGUGGAUAAGGAGAAGAAGUUGCGCAAGAAGAGGAGGAGAUCCUCAAAGGGAGCUGACGAAGGCACAGAUGAUGAGGCAGGAAGCUCACGACCCAAGAAACAGCGGAAGCCCAGGGAACGAAAGAGGACUGAGAAGACAAAACCGGAGCGCUUGCCUCAGUCUCUCAAAGGGAAGAUCAAGUCCAAGGCCAUCAUCUCCUCGUCCGAUUCAUCCUCCGAUGAGGACGGCUUGAAGAUUGCCGAAGACAGAAACCCCAAGGACAGCGGCUCCGGCUCAGAGGACGAGUCUGCGCCCAGGAAGCGCAUUGCCUCGGACAGUGAGUCGGACGAGGGGCCGAACCGCGGGAGCGAUGUCGGUAGUCCCCGGCACUCGGCCAACUCUGAGGAGGACGACGAGGAGGAGGAGGAAUCAGGCAGCGAGCGGCCAGUGAAGAGGAGGAGGCCGCAGUCGGACUCGGAACAGUCAGACGACGGGAGCAAGAAGAGCCGAUCCGAGGGCUCGGAAGAUGAUUCGCGGCCCGUCUCUCCUGUUGCGGACUCGGAGAACGAGGGCUCUCCCCGGCGCUCAGAUGACUCGGAAGUGGAGCACUCCAACAAUGAGGGGUCCCGCCACGGGACGGACGACGACAGUGACUGAGGUUUGGGCGCUUCACACCAUUCCCAGAGAGCGUCCCCUCCUUCUCUUCAAAUGAAUACCUGUUUUUAUAAUCUGAAAGGUUGGUGAUGCAGUAGGAUGACGUCACCGUGAUAUCUCAGUGGUUUCUUGUUCACCAGUAAGACAGACUCCCCAGUCGGACUGUUUCUGCACCUGUACCAGUUUUCCCUUUCUCCUUUAUUUCAGAGCCGUCUGAGCAGGAGCCAUUGUUAUGUAUACAAAGCUCUUCAUUGCCACAAAGUGCAUUUUUGUAUGACCUUUUGUGUGUGUGUGUGUGUGUGUGUGUGUGUGUGUGUGUGUGUGUGCGCGCGCGUGUGCGUGCGCGCUUCCAAGUUGUUUUCAGAAGGAUACUUUUUAUUGCGCAGUAUGAUGUAGGCAUGGCUGCCCUAAGUUAUGUGUAGAGAAUAAAAUGAGUUUGGCAUUUGUGGCAA
Molecule: messenger RNA, 3998 nt
Organism: Scleropages formosus (Asian bonytongue)
Lineage: Eukaryota; Metazoa; Chordata; Actinopteri; Osteoglossiformes; Osteoglossidae
Gene: ctr9
Product: CTR9 homolog, Paf1/RNA polymerase II complex component
Exons: 24
Coding region: 70-3549 (1159 amino acids)
Biological process (GO): regulation of DNA-templated transcription; transcription elongation by RNA polymerase II; RNA processing
Cellular component (GO): Cdc73/Paf1 complex
Molecular function (GO): RNA polymerase II complex binding
Source: RefSeq, a predicted model, not a curated record